UCUUAUUUUGGCGCCUUGUAACAAAUAUAAAAAGAAUACUGAAGCAUCCAAGGCAUUGAUAUUAGUCAAGUUAUUCAAGCUGUGUUCUGACGUAAAAUAAAGGAUAACAUGAACAGGUAGCAAGAACGUUUUAAAAAGCCAACAAGGCAAUCAAGCAGGAGAGCGCCCAAAAAGAACUCCUUAAUAUAUUCAUUGUAAGAUAAAUUAACAACGGGUAGAUCUUUAUUGAGGCAAAGACUGCCAAGUAGGGGGACGCUACCUUUUGAUGCAAGUGGAAAUAUAUUUAAACGAUGAAGCUGACAUUGUCCCCAGUCGCUGCAAAAAUAUUCGGUAGAUCUGUACAGGCACUUGCGAAGAUCGGCGAGGAGAUUGUUAUUAAUUCAACAGUCGACGAUGGCCUUACUCUUCAGGCUGCAAAUACGGCAAAAAGUGCGUUCGGUUGCGUUGUGUUCGGGAAUGAUUUUUUUCAAGAACAAGAAAAUGCCAUACGAUUCACUGCCAACGUGAACACAAAGGGCGGAAUUCUCAUGGCUUUUAGAUUCACAACAAACUUUGAACGCACUUUGCAGUGGUGCAAUUUACAAUUUUCGAAAGAGGCUCUUACAGUCCGCUUUAUGUGUCGCUCUGAAAUUGUUAAGGUAUACCAUGUCAGGUUAAUCGAUGGUCAGCAUUUUGUGUACAAUGUUGACAUUAACAAGUACCCAAAUUUUAUUAAAGGGCCGGCUCGACUGUUUCUUGAUGUUGUAUCCCAAUUCCACUCUAAAGUUGCCGAGGUCACCCUGGCUGUAUCUUCGCAGAAGUUAACAUUAAGGAACUAUAUUGAUGAUGCACAGGAUAGCGCCGCAGUAGUAUAUUCCAAUAUCACUUUCGAAAGACGAGAGUUUGAGGCAUUUGAUGUUUCAGAUAAGGCUAUGGAUAUCACGUUUUCAUUGAGGAUCUUCAAAAUUAUUCUUAACUACAGCGAGAUGCAAAGUUUGGACGUGAACAUUCACUACGACAAACCCGGCGCCCAUGUAAUCGUCGCUUUAGCUUCUAGUGAACGGGAACUCAGCCAUGUAAAGAUCACGUUUGUUUUAGCAACUCUUGACGAAUCGACUCCAGAUGUUGUACAGGAGAGCUGCACAUCAUCACAGCGGAAUAUUCGGAGAAAGGAGCUAAGCAUUCGAAAUCCUGCCAUUCCAGCGUCAAACACGUCGCAGCUGACAAAAGUGGUAUCACGGUUUGAAGAAAGUGCGGUAAUGGAUAAAAGUGACAGUGGUAGCGCCAAACGUGCCAAACGAAACGAGGAUUCGGACGAAGAAUUUGCGAACCUCCUCGAGACAGACGAAGACCUGCACCGUAUAAUCACACAAAAGGAGCGGGAAGCAGCCAAGGAACAGCAUGAGUCGAGUAGCCGAAUGCCCCAUAAAAAAGAAGUAGAUACAGCCGAUGAUUCGAUGGAAGAGAGUUUACAUUUGGUAACAUCAAGCGAAACAAUGGAAGAAAAUCAACCCACAGAUACUGUAAGCGUGAUGGCUAAAAUCCUGAUGCAGAAUCAAGCAAAGGCCCGCAGAGGAAUGGUGAACGUUCCUAAAGAAAAACCGGAGAUACUCGUCCCUCCAUCGGAUAACGAAGAAGACUAACUAGAACCAUUGAUGUUCUUAUGGGGCAGAUAAAAACGUUACACAAAAAUGUCUUUUAUACGAAACAAAUAUUUCAUUUAUGCUUUGAGUAGCUUUACAAUUUAACCGAUUUAAUAUUGACUCUUUUAACUUUAAGUAAGGUAUUCAAACCCCAAUCAAAUAAUUAAGAGAUAUCCUUGCAAAUUAAACAGAGUUAGUUUCGGUACUAC
Molecule: messenger RNA, 1831 nt
Organism: Varroa destructor (honeybee mite)
Lineage: Eukaryota; Metazoa; Arthropoda; Arachnida; Mesostigmata; Varroidae
Gene: Rad9
Product: cell cycle checkpoint control protein Rad9
Biological process (GO): cellular response to ionizing radiation; mitotic intra-S DNA damage checkpoint signaling; DNA repair
Cellular component (GO): checkpoint clamp complex
Source: RefSeq, a predicted model, not a curated record